UUCAUUCGUGGAAAUCCCAAUUUUAACUUUGUUCACUAAAUUUGCCAUUAAUUGAGCAGUUAAUAAGAUAUAUUAUGCUAAAAUCAUGAGUGAACAUAACUAUAUAUUUGCAAAAGUUAUUGGAGAGGGAAGCUUCUCAACAGUAUAUUUGGCUAAAGAUGUUAAUUCUAAUAAGCAAUAUGCAAUUAAAGUAUGUGAAAAGGCCUUUAUAUUUCGUGAAAAGAAGCAAGAAUAUAUCAAAAGAGAGAAAACAGCCCUAUUAAGACUCAGUAACACAACAGGCAUAGUUAAACUUGUGUGUACAUUUCAAUCAUCUAAAUAUCUAUUUUUCGUAUUGAGCUUUGCCAAGAACGGUGAAAUCCUCCACUAUAUAGACUUAAUGAACAUCGAUUGUUCAAGAUUUUAUGCUGCAGAACUACUAAAAGCUAUUGAAGGAAUGCACAAGAAAAACAUUAUUCACAGAGAUCUUAAGCCUCAAAACUUGUUCCUAGAUUCAAAUAUGCACUUAUUGAUUGGUGAUUUAGGCAGUUCAAAAAUCUUACAAGAUGAAGACAUUCAUCAUAAUCAUCUAAGUCAUAGCAUCAACGAAGAUGACGAUGGACAAAAUAACAAUCCAAAAGAGAAGAGAAAGGAACGUCGAGAAAGUUUUGUUGGAACUGCUUUAUAUGUAUCACCUGAAAUCCUUAAAGGCAAAAAAUCAUUAUUUUCAACAGACUUAUUCAGCUAUGCUUGCAUUCUCUAUGAAUUUAUUUGUAAGAAGCCAACAUUUGGAAGCAACGGUGAAAAUGAGUAUAUGGUAUUUCAAAAGAUUCAAAAUAUGGAUUAUCACUUUCCCGAUAAUAUGAAUCAUCAAGCAAAGGACUUAAUAGCAAAAUUACUAAUCGUUGAUCCAGAAAAGAGACUAGGCGCAACAGAUGGCAAAGAUCAGCUUUACAAAUCAAUAAGAAAUCACGAGUUUUUUGAAUCGAUAGACUUUGACAACAUAUUUUCUCAAACAUCUCCGUUGUUGCUCUUGUCGGAAAUUAAAAAGGACAAUUUCCACAUUUCUGAUGACAUUGAGACAGGCUUGGGAGAGAGUCAAAUGAAUAGAAUAUUACAAUUGGAUUUAGCGUCAAAUUCAAGUUCAAAUCAAGACUCGCUGAAGAAAUUACUAGAAGAUCAAAAGACCAACUUACAUUGGUCAGAGUUUGUGGAAGAAAAUGAAUACAUUAUCAAACAUGGCUUCAUAAAUAAACGUAAAGGAUUAUUUUCUCGAAGACGAAUGUUGUUGCUCACAAGUACGCCACGUCUGAUCUAUAUCGAUGCUCAUGCCAAUGUCAAGAAAGGAGAAAUACCCUUUGACUCAUCACUCACUUGUGAACGUAGAAAUUUUAAGAUAUUUUUUGUUCAUACGCCAAAUCGAAUAUAUUACCUAGAAGAUCCAGAAGGUGGAGCAUUGCAUUGGUGCGAUACAAUCGAAGAAGUUAGGGAUAAAUACUUCAAAUUAAAGGAAUAAUGUGCUGGAACCUAGAAAAUAUAAGCAAAGAAGUUGAGGCUGAUUGGAUGUCACUUUUGUGCACCUUAAAUAUAGGCAAUAAUUUUAAUUCACAAGAAGAUAUCAAGAUUCGUAUAAAGCAGUUGUAUUUAAUAUAUAUCAAAAAUCAUUGAUCAAAUGAUGUCUGUCUGUUCCUGUACAAUCGUGGUCGCCUUAAGACUUUUUGUUUUGUGUUUUUUCAAAGAAAAUUUUGUACAUAAGUUUGACAAAUCCAAUCAGCUCAAGUCCUAAGAAAAUACCUAUUUAAAGUUUAUUUGAAAAUAAAAAGGAAUCAUUUGCAAAAUGGAAAGAUCUUUAUCAGUAUUAAUAGCUAAUUUACUUAGGUGAAUAAAAUUAAGUUUUGUGAUUAAUUAAAAAAUAAUGUUA
Chironomus riparius is the source of this 1900-nucleotide messenger RNA. The record is from the annotation of a GenBank genome assembly. Lineage: Eukaryota; Metazoa; Arthropoda; Insecta; Diptera; Chironomidae.